AUGACAGUCGCGGACUGUGACGUCAUCUUCACCAUCGAUCCUGGAGCUUCUGUGAAUGUUUUACCUGUGACUGUAGUUCAAGACAAGAUUGGUGAACUCCAACCCACAACCAAGAAUCUCAAGAUGUGGAACAACUCCGACGUUACUCCACUUGGGUCAAUACGACUCUCUGUAAGCAACCCAGCUAAUAUGAAGAAAUACAAUGUCGAAUUCACAAUUGUCGAGGAUGAGUUGACCCCUCUUCUUGGUGUACGUGCAGCUACACAGAUGGGACUUGUGUCGUUCAAUGAGAAUAACAUUGAGCGAGUGUCUUACGUGCAAAUUGAGGACAACUACAAAGAUGUUCUUCAAGGGACUUUAGGUAGUUUUGACGGCACCGUCCAUCUCUCUGUGGAUGACACUGUGACCCCUGUUGUCAUGCCCUCUCGUCGUGUGCCGAUUGCUCUCCGUCCGAAACUGAAAGCUGAACUGGAUCGUAUGCAGAAACUUGGUGUAAUUGCUCCGGUCAGUCAGCCCACUCCAUGGGUAAGCCAAAUCGCCAUUACUCAAAAGCGCUCAGGUGAUCUCAGGAUUUGUCUUGACCCACAAGAACUCAAUAAAGCACUCCAACGGGAACACUAUAUUCUUCCCAUUCUUGAGGACACUCUCCAUGAACUCAGACAGUCUCGUGUCUUCUCCAAAGCCGAUCUCUCAUCUGGAUACUGGCAUUGUGUACUCGAUGAAGAAUCCAGCUUCAUCACUACUUUCCAAACCUGUUUCGGGAGGUACAGGUGGCUUAGGCUCCCUUUUGGAUUGAAUGUCUCAUCUGAGAUAUUCCAACGCAAACUCACUGAAGCGUUAGAUGGUCUACCUGGCGUAGUGUGCAUCGCCGACGACGUACUCAUACAUGGAAAAGAUGUCAAUCACCAUGAUGAGAACCUCAAGCAGUUCCUUACUCGAUGUCGAGAAAAGAACAUUCAACUUAACCCCAACAAGUUAGAGCUCAGACUCAGUGAAAUCACAUUCAUGGGUCAUGUGAUCACGAAAGACGGACUCAAGUCGGAUCCAGAGAAGGUCAGGGCCAUACAUGACAUGCCUGUCCCUUCCAACACUGAGGAACUACGUCGCUUCCUUGGGCUAGUGAACUAUGUAGCCAAAUUUCUCCCAAACCUGACUGAAGUCACAACUGCAAUGCGCAACCUCACGAAGAAGGAUGUACCCUGGACAUGGUCCAAGUCUCAACAAGACUCCUUCGACAAGGUCAAGUUUCUAGUCUCAUCUACUCCUGUAUUGUCGUUCUAUGACCCAGCAAAACCAGCAACUCUUGAGAAUGACGCCUGUGAACAUGGACUUGGUUCUGUGCUAUUACAGGAAGGCCGUCCUGUCGCAUAUGCUAGUCGCUCUUUAACUGAUGCAGAAAGGCGUUAUGCGCAAAUUGAGAAAGAACUACUUGCAGUAGUCUUCGGCCUACAGAAAUUCCAUCACUAUACUUAUGGCCGACACGUGUCUGUCAUCACAGAUCACAAGCCUCUUGUCGCCAUAGUGAGAAAACCUUUGUCAAAAGCUCCUACUCGUCUCCAAAGUCUCCUACUCAGAACUCAAACCUACAACUUUGACCUCCAGUAUCAACCAGGAACCACUAUUUCAAUUGCGGAUACUCUCUCUCGAGCUCCUCUACCUGACAAGACACAGCUAGAGCCUGUACAGGUGAACAGUGUGAUGUACACAAACAUCACAGACCACAGCCUUGAUCAGAUCAAAGCAGCUACUUUGACUGACGACAUACUCUCUCAACUCAAGACCGUCAUUGUGCAAGGCUGGCCUGAUAUCAAGAAUGAUCUCUCGCCUGAACUGAGGACCUACUUCAGUUAUCGUGAUGAACUGACUGUGCAUGAUGGUCUCCUUCUCCGUGGAUCACGCGUUGUGAUUCCUGCCUCAAUGCGUGAAGAGCUGAAGAGAAAAAUUCAUGUGGGACACAUGGGAAUCAACUCUUGUCUCGGACGUGCUAAGAGUACAGUUUUCUGGCCCCUGAUGUCAAGUGACAUCAGACAGUACAUAGAAUCUUGUGACAUAUGCCAGAAGUUUUGUGACAAGCAUUCUCCUGAACCACUCUACAUGCAUGAAAUUCCUGAUCACCCCUGGGAAAAAGUUGGAAGAAACUACUUGGUAACCACCGACUACUACAGCAACUUCUUCGAGUUAGACUUCCUACCAGACACUACCUCAGAAACAGUGCUCCACAAACUGAAGCAUCACUUUGCCCGCCAUGGCAUUCCUCGCGUCAUCAUCAGUGAUGGCGGUCCACAAUUCACAAGUGAGAAGUUUAAGACAUUUUGUGAAACAUGGGGCCUUGCUCACGAGCUAUCCAGUCCCGGGAACAGCAAGGCGAAUGGAGCCGCAGAAGCUGCUGUGAAAGUCGCUAAGCGAAUGAUGAGAAAAUGCAGAGAAGCUAAAGAAGAUCCCUACCUAGGACUCUUAAACAUUAGAAAUACUCCUACUGAAGGUAUGGAGACCAGCCCAGCCCAACGCCUGUUUGGACGUUCAACGAAGACUCAACUGCCAAGCCCGGUCUCCAACCUCAAGCCUUUGUCUGAGACCAACACCACAGCCGACCUGGUCGACAGACGCAUGAACGUGCUUGCCAGACAUAACCGCAAAAUACUCUGGUAA
Messenger RNA from Haliotis rubra (blacklip abalone), 2649 nucleotides. RefSeq lists its product as uncharacterized. The transcript has a single exon. The coding region runs from base 1 to 2649 and encodes 882 amino acids. The record is from RefSeq and is a predicted model, not a curated record. Gene Ontology annotation, molecular function: nucleic acid binding. NCBI's taxonomy places the organism in Eukaryota, Metazoa, Mollusca, Gastropoda, Lepetellida, Haliotidae. Gene Ontology annotation, biological process: DNA integration.